Molecule: messenger RNA, 960 nt
Organism: Lytechinus pictus (painted urchin)
Lineage: Eukaryota; Metazoa; Echinodermata; Echinoidea; Temnopleuroida; Toxopneustidae
Product: low-density lipoprotein receptor-like
Exons: 5
Coding region: 40-960 (306 amino acids)
Source: RefSeq, a predicted model, not a curated record
GUGGAGUUCUCUAUUCAAUCUUUGUUCAAAACCAGCACCAUGGCAUCCUUUUGCGCCCUAUUUUCUUGUGCGAUAUUCACUGUUUUGGUUCUCAUGACAACGGAGAUAAAUUGUACAUCUACAACAACAACAACGCCAACGCCGAGUGUUGAUAUGAUAUUCAUCGCUGACACGGGCCAUAAGGAGAUCUUGGCUGCCACGAUGGGUCGAUAUCGCUUCAGUUCAUUGGUACGUGAGGACAUCGAGGUUUGGGAUGUGCUCUUCAGCGAAGCGAACCAGAAGCUUUACUAUGCCAAGAAACACGACGGUCACAUCUACGAAUCUAACGCCGACGGGUCUGGUGUCAGACAGGUGUCGAGUAAAUCUCACACAGAACCAACGUCGCUUUCAAUCGAUGAAAUCAAUCAGGAGAUUUACGUGGCUUACAAAGGCGGUGAGCUGAUCAGUAGCUUCAACCUUAAUGGCGCAACAGUAAGAGAGACACGUGUUCACAAACAACUGAGCAAACCAGGGGCCAUUUAUGUUGAUGCUGAGAACGGAUAUCUGUACUUUACUCAGUUCGCUGGGGUGUGGCGAUCAUCGCUCUCUGGUAAAGAUUUGAUCCCUCUCCAUCAUGACAGCGAUCUCGGUGAAAUCGAAGCAAUAGCCGUCGAUGUGCAAGGUGAGCGUAUCGUGGUCAGCGAUCCCGGCAAUGGUAAGGUCGUCAGUAUGCACAUCAACGGCACGCGAGCAGUCAGUCCCGGCAACCCACCAGCGAUCGAAUUGGUCGAUCUUUCAUCCCCCUACAAGAUCACCGACGUCCAAUUCUUCAAUGGCGACCUGUACGUCAGCAACGAACGCGAACAACGUGCGAUCAUGAAGCUUGCAAACGGAAAUGGACUCCCGAAGAAGAUCUACUCCGAUACGCGGGAUGUCCUUAGUUAUCCAAGAAAGUUUCACAUAGCGAAAGUUAAUGCAUAG